Cryptomeria japonica (Japanese cedar) is the source of this 1515-nucleotide messenger RNA. Its product is annotated as flavone 3'-O-methyltransferase 1. The coding region runs from base 243 to 1304 and encodes 353 amino acids. The record is from RefSeq and is a predicted model, not a curated record. Gene Ontology annotation, biological process: methylation. The transcript is spliced from 3 exons. NCBI's taxonomy places the organism in Eukaryota, Viridiplantae, Streptophyta, Pinopsida, Cupressales, Cupressaceae. Gene Ontology annotation, molecular function: protein dimerization activity; S-adenosylmethionine-dependent methyltransferase activity; O-methyltransferase activity.
GCAUACAGUGCAGACUGCAACCCAGUUAAGUUAUUUCUUCCAAACCUUGGGAUUUGGUCCCAAAACAAUACUUUGUGUUCAUUAACUUUUGUCUCUCUCUCUCUGUUUCUGAUAUAUUUCUGAAUUUAAUAAUCCUUAAGUCCAGUUUUGUCAGAGGUGAGCAUUAACAUAAUUUAUUUGUUUGAUUCUGUUUUUUCUUUCCAGUCUAGUGAAAGAAAAAGGUGGUCUGUAUUAAGGCUGCCAUGGAUCUUACACCAAGCUUGAGCCCCAGAAUAGCCAUAAUAGAACUCUGUGCAAUGUGUUCAGUGCCCAUGUCUCUCAAAGCUGCUCUGAAUCUCAAUGUUUUUGAGAUCAUGGCCAAGGCCUCAAAGCCCAUGUCUGCCCAAGAAAUAGUGAAGGAGAUGCCUCAAAGCAAAUCCCCAAGUUAUGAGAAUUUGGGCAGGAUAAUGAGACUCCUCACCAGCUACCAUGUCUUUGAAGAACAUGUAGACCAGAGUAUGGAAAACCCAACCAAAUAUGAACUUACAGCUGUAGGUAAAACCUUGGUCAGGAGGGAAGAUGGGUGCUCCUUGGGCUCCUUGAUCCACCUGAAUCAAGAUAGAGUAUUGAUGGAUGCCUGGCAGUUUCUCCAUGAGGCAGUCACAGAUGGGGAUGUGGAGCCCUUUGUUAAAUGUCAUGGUAAGAACGUCCUAGAAUUGGUUUUGGAAGAUCCAGAAGUUAACACUAAGCUCCUCAUAGAAUCCAUGGCCUCCUCUAGCAUGUUAUUCAUGGAGGACUUGCUUGCAUCCUCUUACAAUGGCUUUCAAGGGAUCAAUGUUUUGGUAGAUAUAGGUGGUGGAAUUGGCAAAUCCCUGAGCAUGAUAGUGGCCAAAUAUCCUUCCAUUACAGGGAUCAAUUUUGAUCUCCCUCAUGUUAUUCAACAUGCACCAUCUUUUUCAGGAGUGAAACAUGAAAUGGGUAGUAUGUUUGAGAGUGUACCUUCUGGAAAUGCUAUGUUUUUAAAACGUGUACUACAUAAUUGGAGUGAUGAACAAUGCAUAAAGUUAAUAAGAAAUUGUUAUGAGAAGCUAGAUGAACAAGGCAAGGUGAUUGUGCUUGAUUGUGUGUUGCCAAGCAAGACAAAUGCAAAUGCAGAUUGUAGAGCUGCAUUGGAGCUUGAUUUACAUAUGAUGGUAUUAAAUGAAGGAUCAAAGGAGCGAAGCUUCCAUGAUAUCAAAAUAAUUGCAGAAGCUGCAGGUUUUAAGUCAGUGAAACUUGUCUAUCAGUUAGAUGUGUUGCUCUCCAUAAUUGAAUUGUACAAAUAAAUGAUCUAGAGAAAUCACACAUAUCUUAAAUUAUUAUUAUAGUUAUAUUAUGCACCGGUAAUGAUUAGAGAAAUCAAGACUUUAUGCUAUAUGGAGCUAGUCUAACAGAAAUCAAGAUAUAAAGUUAGAACAGACUUGUAAAUUUUAAACUACUAUAUUAAAUGUAUUGUCUUGAGUUUAGCUAUUAUAAAAAUCAUUCAUGACAUAUAUA